AUGAAGAAAACCUCAAUUUAUGUCACCUUUUUGCCUCUUCAUAUUCUUCUCCUCUCUUGUUCCCUUCUUCAUCUCACUCAAUCCUUCACUCUUUUAAAGGACGAUGAUUUGGUAGACCAGAUAUGCAAAAAGACACCCUUUUAUGACCUAUGCACCUCCAUCUUACAUGCCAACCCUCUAGCUCCCACAUCUGAUCCUAAAGGCAUGGCCCUCAUUAUGGUCAAUGACCUCUUGGCAAAUGCUAGUGACACUUUGAGUUACAUUGAAGAGCUUAUCAAACAUACAUCGGACAAAGAUUUGGAGCAACAGUUGGCUUUUUGUGCUGAGUCAUAUAUUCCGGUUGUGAAGUAUAUUAUUCCACAAGCAGCUGAAGCUAUAAGCCAAGGUAGAUUUGGGUUUGCAAGUUACUCUAUAGUUGAUGCUGAGAAGGAAAUUGAUGCUUGUAAUAAGAAAUUCUCAGGGUCUAGUUCAGUGUUAGGUGAUAGGAAUAGUAUUAUGCAGAAGCUGGUGGAUGUUGCUGCAGCCAUUGUAAAAUUAUUGUUAAAUGCUUGA
Molecule: messenger RNA, 552 nt
Organism: Vicia faba (fava bean)
Lineage: Eukaryota; Viridiplantae; Streptophyta; Magnoliopsida; Fabales; Fabaceae
Source: the annotation of a GenBank genome assembly